Messenger RNA from Astrephomene gubernaculifera, 1255 nucleotides. The record is from the annotation of a GenBank genome assembly. Lineage: Eukaryota; Viridiplantae; Chlorophyta; Chlorophyceae; Chlamydomonadales; Astrephomenaceae.
CGAGCAGGCAGCGCUCGCAGCGCUGCAGUCGCUACAGCGGAGUGCGCCGGCGGCGGCGGCGGCGGCAGAGGAACCCACCUCCUCAGCCACGUCACAACCACCGCCGCAUCCUCCAUCGGGCUAUCCUGCCCGGCAGCCCCCUCCUGCCUCGCCUCCUCCCGACGGCCCGCCUGCUGUCGAGGCCCCCUCCUCCUCCUCCCCCUGCAUGGGUGGCUGCCCCCCGCCGGCCCCCCAUCUGGGUCGUGAGGAGCUGCUGCGACACACGCUGCACCACCACCGCCUGCAUGUGCGGCAACUGCAGCAGCAGAGGGAGGAGCGGGAGAGGGAGCAGCAGGAAGAGAGGGAGGAGCGGGAGCAAGGACGGCAAAGGGAGCAGGAAGAGCAGCAGCAGCAUGGGGAGGAGGGGCAGGGGAGGGACCAGCUUUGCGGAGACGGCGCAGGCGGAGGAGAGGGCGGAUCCGCACCUGAGCCGCCACACGGUACGACAGCUGAGGGUGCGACGGCAGGUGCCGCAGUAGAGGGGCCCCAGCAGCAGCAGGGGCAGCAGCAGCAGCAGCCGUCCGCCUCUGUUGCGACUGCUACCACCACCACCAAGCCGUCCUCCUCCUCCUCAUCAUCAUCAUCAUCUUCCUCCUGCAGCUGUGCCGGCUUAGCCGCGCAUGGCAACGCCUCCACCACCACCACCGCUGCCGGCCAGGCCCCUCCCGUGCCUGCUCCUCCUUCCUUCACCUCUGGGGCUGGGGUAUCCGCUGGGGUUGUCGGCUGCGCCGCCCCCUCCGUUGCCGCCACCGCCGCCAGCAGCGGCGCCUGGUCGCUGCACGAGGUGGAUGCGCUGGUGGGCUGCGUGUGCGAGGAGCUGCAGGCUCUGUGGCAGUGGCAGCAGCGCCACACGCCCGACGAGCCGGCGCAGGUGCUCAAGGCGGUGGCGGGGCCGGCUGCAAGUGCGCUCAUGGAUGUUGUCAAGGACGAGCUGUGCAGCGGCGGGCGGCUCUCCUCGCGCGCGCUGGCCACUGCAGAGGCCACCGCCGCCCGCCUGGCCGCACUGUACGCCUCCGCGCCCUUCUUGGACGUGACUGGGCGGGCGCAGGGGGAGGCGCGGAGUGUGGUGGCGCUGUGCCCGCUCAUCCGCUGCGCGCUGGACUUAGAGUGAGCGGGAUAAAGAGGAAGGGGGAAAGGAGGAAGGAGGAAAGAGGGAGGGAAUGAACAGUGGAGUAAUGGAGUUCCAGGGGUUGGAGGGGAAGCGUGUGAGACGGAG